Messenger RNA from Arvicola amphibius (Eurasian water vole), 1242 nucleotides. RefSeq names its product serine protease 38 (gene Prss38). Bases 1 to 1242 code for a protein of 413 amino acids. The record is from RefSeq and is a predicted model, not a curated record. Gene Ontology annotation, biological process: proteolysis. The transcript has 6 exons. Lineage: Eukaryota; Metazoa; Chordata; Mammalia; Rodentia; Cricetidae. Gene Ontology annotation, molecular function: serine-type endopeptidase activity.
AUGGCCGCCCCCGCUUCCGACCUGGGCCCCGUAGGAUACCUGCUACUACUCCUGCUGGUUACCCCAAUCUGGGUCGCAUCAGUCAGUCACCGACACCGACACCCUAAAAGCCAGGCAAAUUCAUUGAGUAGUGACGUGGCCUGUGGCCAGUCAGUUCUGGAGGGUAAGAUCUUGGGAGGAAUGCCGUCCCCCUUUCAGAAAUGGCCUUGGCUGGUCAGCCUGCAUUACGCUGGCUUUCAUAUCUGCGGUGGCUCCAUUCUCAAUGCCUACUGGGUGCUGACGGCAGCACACUGCUUUACCAGGGAGAAGAAGAUUGAAAUCUUUGAUGUGUAUGUGGGCAUCAACAACCUCGACGUGGCCACCAGACACACCCAGUGGUUUGAGAUUAACAAGGUGAUCAUUCACCCCACCUAUGAACUCUUUCACCCUGUUGGAGGGGACGUGGCUCUUGUGCAGCUGAAGAGCGCCAUCACAUUCUCUGACUCUGUGCUCCCCGUUUGCAUGCCGCCUUCCAACAUCAACCUCGACAAUGUGCCUUGCUGGGCCGCUGGAUGGGGACUGGUCUCACAGCAAGGCGACACCUUGAAACAGCUACAGGAAGUCCAGUUGCCACUAAUCCCCAAGUUCCAGUGCCAGCUGCUCUAUGGAUAUGUAUCUUACCUCCUGCCAGAAAUGCUGUGUGCUGGAGACAUCAUGAAUGUGAAGAAUGUGUGUGAGGGUGACUCUGGUGGCCCACUGGUAUGUAAGCUGAACCAGACCUGGCUGCAGAUUGGAAUAGUUAGCUGGGGCCGUGGGUGCUCCCAACCCCUGUACCCAGGGGUGUAUGCCAAUGUCUCCUAUUUUUUGAGUUGGAUCAAUUAUCAUGUGAAGACCACACCCAUUCCUCCUCUGCUGCUCCCCUCGCUCUCUUCAUCCCUGAGAGCCACCCUUAGCGUUUUUGUGACCGUGCUGGCGAGCCUGUUGAGUGGCAUUAGAGAUGCUCUAAGGCCUGAAAUACAGGGAGGCUGGAGCAGUCCUGGCUCUGCUCCUGAAUCCGUCACCACAGUCACACAGAGGACCUGUCCCAGGAAAUGGAAGGGACGGUUUGAGACAUCUUUUGUAAAAGGGACUUGGAUGAAAGUGAGAAUUGACUGUGGGCAUCAGCCACUUGUGAAGAGAAACACGUCAGAGGUGGCGGUGCCUCAGCAGAGAGCACAGCCUGGCAGAGAAGAAGAGAACAAGACUCCACGCCUGGAGCCCUAG